Molecule: messenger RNA, 477 nt
Organism: Sporothrix brasiliensis 5110
Lineage: Eukaryota; Fungi; Ascomycota; Sordariomycetes; Ophiostomatales; Ophiostomataceae
Exons: 3
Coding region: 1-477 (158 amino acids)
Source: RefSeq, a predicted model, not a curated record
AUGCCUCCCAGAAAAUUGAGCACAUCGCGCCGCCAACCCAGCGUUGACCUGACCGGCUUGAGCUCAGACCUGGGCGUCGAUAGUGAUGCCGACGUCGAUUUCGACCCUGUUCUAGCUGCUACAGAGCUGAAGAAAGUCAUUGACGAGCACAAAAAACAUCGGUUUGCGGCCCGCAAGAAGAUUGAGAAAAAGUACCAGAACAAGGUGGCCGAGAUCGUCAAGAGAACAGAGGCACGCAUGGCCGAGCGUGACAUGGCUAAAGCACGCACGCGGCAGGAGAAAAUGGGCCGGCUGGUGGCUGCCAUGGAAGCCCGCGAUGUCAAGCAGCGCACCGUGGCCGACAAGGUGGGCCGGUUCUACAACAGCUGCAUGAACCUGACGAGCGUGUUGCAGAUGGUGUAUAGCGGACUGGCCGAGGACGCGCAGAAGGCAGUCCUUGACGACGGGACCAUGGGGAUUGAUACGAUUCAAGGUUGA